Messenger RNA from Mizuhopecten yessoensis (Yesso scallop), 3089 nucleotides. RefSeq lists its product as uncharacterized. Gene Ontology annotation, biological process: cell-cell adhesion. NCBI's taxonomy places the organism in Eukaryota, Metazoa, Mollusca, Bivalvia, Pectinida, Pectinidae. Bases 1170 to 3089 code for a protein of 639 amino acids. Gene Ontology annotation, molecular function: cell adhesion molecule binding. Gene Ontology annotation, cellular component: cell-cell junction. The record is from RefSeq and is a predicted model, not a curated record. The transcript has 11 exons.
GGAAUUACCUGACUAGGCAACCUACACCAGCAAUGUUGUGUGUAUUAAAAUCUCUAAUACAGAUAGUCAUACCUGAGUAUUUUCAGGAUAUCGGUUGUUUUAUUAACGAAACCGCUAUGUUUCAUGGUGAAAUAUAAUUCAUUCAUCAAGAAAUCAAGAAAAGUAUGCUAAUAACAUCUCAUAUAAAUAUAUGAUCUCUCAUAAACAGACAAUCAUAAUAAUACUCGCUCUCUGAAAGGUCAGUUGAAAGUAAAAGUAAUAUAACUUUGAUUUUUGUUACAAGACUAAUUAAAAUAAUUACCCGAAAAUUGGUAACACAUCUGGGUACCCUCGUCCAAAUUAAAGGAAAAAGCAGCCUUCCUUUUUGCAUAUUAUAGCAGGAAGCUAAACAUGCCUCCACCUACUCAAUGAAGAAUCGGGGAUUUUCUUUUGUGUUUUCUGCUUGGGGAACUUUAAAACAAAGCAAUAAAAAACAAAACAAAAACAAAAAAACAGUAGUCGUUUGUUGUUGCUAGGACAGUAAACAAUAUUACUUUUGUAUAUCUUAUUUAAUAAAUACAACAUAAUAUGACAUCAAAUAUGAAUUUAUGAACUUUACUUAAUUAUCAUAAUACUGAAAAUUAAUGAACAAUGAUAAUGUCAGUGUUUCUGAUAUCACUUAUUGCACGGUUUCUUUCCCUUUAAGUCGAAUGAAAAGUGACACUCGGGUACCAGUAAUAUCAUUCAAUCAGCUACGUGAGCAUAGUAGAUGAGUCAUAAUAUGGGACAACGGCGUAAGCUGUUACUAAUAAUAGCAAUGUGGAGCAUGCCAAGGAUUCGUAGAAAAAACAACCAGGAACAUAAUUAGGUACACGUAACGACACCUAGACAUUACAGGACAGAGCAGACCUCAAAAGACGGGUGUUUGUCAUUAGUCAAGGUGUUAUUUUAAGUUGUGGCAGCGAAAGUCAAACCAUCUCAAGAAGUUCUACACUAGUUUCAUCUCGAUAUCGCGAAGAAACCAGGACAAUUAUCUUCGGUUCACUUCAAAAAUGGCGUACCUUUUCGGAACUAUGUGUAUAUAAUAGAUAUCCUCUCCAAUUCGGACCAUGGAGACGUUGCAAACAGAGAAGACUGUUUUAUGGAAUUGAAGAAGAAAUAUAGGAUUCAGUAAGCUACCCUAACGAGAUAUGGCGGCGAAAGACGAACCACCUCAAUCAGUUCGAACUUUUCACACAGAUAUGGUGAAAAAAUUAGACGAAUUAUUUCCUGUUGAGCAAGGGUCAUGGACAAAGACUCGUAACGAGGUGCAAAUGAAGGAUCUCCUCACUGCUUCAGACUUAGGAAAAGUCACAAAUAUGCUUGAACUCUUCAUUAAAUUGAUGGAGAAAGGAAAGAUUAAGUACGGGAGGUACACAACAAUUUGUGAUAUUCUUAAAUACUACAACGCUGAUGCUGGGGAAAUAAUUGAACGCUAUACAGGACUUAUAAAAGAAGCCUUGAAUACAGGUGUCCCUACAUUGAUAAUCAACAACAAAUUAUACAGUCUGACAAAAGGAAAACCUGCUAUACUGAAAUGUGGUAUUACAAGUACAACUGUAAUCAGAAAUGUGCAAUGGAAAAGAAAAAGGAAAGGAGAGGUUUCAUUCAGAGACAUUCAAAAAGACAACAAGAACUUUUCCGGUGGAUCUAUCGACUCACCUUCCCUGACGAUAGACAUGGCUAGCGAAGAGGACAAUGGGGCCAUAUAUCUCUGCAAUGCUACAAAUGACGCGGGGACAGGACAGAGUGACGAGAUCCAUGUUACAAUCACGCAACCAGAGACAGAUGCAGCUGCCGGAGAUGCUUUGAAAAAGACUGUUCGUGAAAUGUUGGAAAAUACAAUGAAAGAGGCAGAAGAUCAAAUAAACAAGUUUGUCGAACCCCUUGGAGGGAUAGAAGACUUCAAAAUAACCACGGACCGGGAUACCAGGGUAAUCACUGUUCAAUUCAUUGUAAAAAAUGGCAUGAAAAAGCAUAAAGAAUGUCUUCAGAAACAAAUACAGCAUAUUUUAGGUUUCAAAGAGAGGACUUUCAACUUUGAAAUUAUCAUAAGUUGCAUCAUCGUGUCAUUUGACAUAACUGGUGUUACACAUCCAUUGGACGAAUCUGCAUUGGCCUUAGCAGAACGAUUCAGUACAGGUCUCGAAGACGGAUCUAUUUUUCUGACUGAUGAAACCGGAAACCCGUUACAAAUACAACAGAAUUCUCUGAAAAUCAAAAUGAAAAAGACAGCCGACGCUGCCGUUGAUGUGAGUUUGCCGAUGGUAAGCAUCGACCAAGCUGCAUACAUUGGUGCAACCGGUGAAAUAGCUAUCUUGAAAAGCAGGCUGCUGACGUCGACUCCUAUCACCUCAGUUGCAUGGUUCCGAAUCGAAAACGAAGACAAAACAGAACAUGUCAUUGAGAUUGACAACGAAAAAUACUUUGGAGGUUCUAUUGAGUCACCAUCUUUGGUAAUUGACGACAUAAAAGUUGAUGAUGCAGGGCGUUAUGUAUGUCAUGCUGCAAACAGAUUUGGUGGCGGAAAAAGCUUCGCUACCUGCCUAUGUGUUUUCAAUAGUGAAAACAGUGAAACCGGUUUCGCGGCGAUACAAGCUGAAACGUCACUAAAAGACAGCCAGUCAGAAGUUAGUUCCGAAAAAACAAGCGACGACGAUUCGGUGACACAAACAUUUACUGAAAAUGAGUCUCAUGACAAGUUUUUAACAUCAGCUGUAGCCGGUGGUCAUACUAAUACAGAGAAACUACUGUUGGAAAAGGGAAGAGACCAUUACGAUGUACCAUUUCAAGGAUUGGCUGCGGAAGACAACCCACCUUCAGAAGUUCUUAAAAUACACUCCGAAACGGUGGAGAAAUUAGGUAAAUUAUUUUCGAUAAAAGAUCGUCAAUGGCGUAUCAUUUGUGAACAGGUUAAAAUGAAGGCUCUCCUGUCUGAUUCUGACCUAAGAGAUGGUACAAACAUGAAGGGACUAUUCAUAGCAUUAAUGAAGAGAAAUAAGAUUGAUUACGGAGAAUACAACCAAAUUCGUGAAAUUAUUGGUGACCAAGACGUUGUUGCUACAAAAUGA